Lucilia cuprina (Australian sheep blowfly) is the source of this 1017-nucleotide messenger RNA. Its product is annotated as odorant receptor 46a-like. Gene Ontology annotation, biological process: detection of chemical stimulus involved in sensory perception of smell; sensory perception of smell. The transcript is spliced from 3 exons. Gene Ontology annotation, molecular function: odorant binding; olfactory receptor activity. Gene Ontology annotation, cellular component: plasma membrane. The record is from RefSeq and is a predicted model, not a curated record. Lineage: Eukaryota; Metazoa; Arthropoda; Insecta; Diptera; Calliphoridae. The coding region runs from base 1 to 1017 and encodes 338 amino acids.
AUGUUACUAUUCGAUUGGGCCAUGUUUAUGCAAGUUGUUACCAACUUGGAUAAUAUAGAUGAAGCUAUUAAGGUAUUUUUUGUAUUCGGCACUGCAAUUGCCGUAUAUGGCAAGUACGAUAGAAUAAAAACUAAAAAUCAAUUAUUCGAACAACUUUUUCAACUAUUGAUCGAUGCACACUUUCAACCGGCAAACAAUUAUGAACGAAAAAUUGUACUUAAAUCUAUUGUGCUAAGUACAAAAUUGAGCAAAUUUUAUGCAUGUCUUUCAGUGACUGCUUUAGGUGGCCUAAUUAUAACACAGUAUUUAAGUGCUAUCAAAGAAUUACCGGUUAAUAUUUACAUACCCUUUGAAGUGGAUACAAAUUGGAAAUAUAAUUCAUUGUAUGCCUUUGAAUGUAUAUUCAUGAGCCUCUUGUGUCUGGUUAAUGUAGCUUUUGACUCGUUGUCGACAUCCCUCUUUAUACACAUUAAAUGUCAAUUGGAUAUGUUGGGACAUCGUUUGGAGAAUAUUGGUUGUAAUUCAAAACUAUCACAGCAAUUUAUAAUGCAACAAUUAAAAGAUUGUGCUCGUUAUUAUAAUCGUCUAAUAAUGUUAACGAAUGAUAUUGAAAAUUUGGUCAGUAUACCGAUCUCAUUGCAAAUUGGCUGUUCUGUAUUAGUUUUGAUUGCAAAUUUUUAUGCUAUGUCUAUGCUUUCUGAUCCUGAGGAACUACCAAUUUUUCUCAAAAUCGCUCUCUAUCAGUGUUGCAUGCUAACGCAAAUUUUUAUGAUGUGCUAUUUUUCUAACGAGGUUUCCCUUAAAAGUUCUGAACUAUCUUUUAAUCUUUACAUGUCGGAUUGGUAUAAUUGGAAUAAGAUAAAUCGUAAAAUGGUCUUACUUCUAAUGAUACGUUUCGAGGAACCAAUACGUAUUAAAAGUAUUAAUCGUUCUUAUUCAUUCAAUUUGGCAGCAUUUACUUCGAUAGUAAAUUCGUCAUAUAGUUAUUAUGCUUUACUAAAGCGUGUUAAUGGUUAA